GGGAAGGCUGCUCCUGCCUUUCUCCCUGCUCUCCCAGUAAAAGAGCAGUUGCUUGGCCGGUACGGCCCCUUCUUCUGUUCCUUUAGAGACACUUUGGUGGCCCAGACAGAGGCCCCCCAGCGUAGGGAGAAGGGCUCCCUCGGGCCUAGGGAAUAGCAGCUCAGUUAAAAAUAGAGCGGCUGCUGCAGGCGCCCCUGAGGGGCUGGAGAUGGAACCCCUCCCUCCCCUGCCCCCAGGGGAGUCACAGGACAGCGGUGGGUGUGAGGGUCCCGGAGGGGAGGAAGUGGGUUUCCAACUUAGGUGAGCCUGGGAGGGGCAGCCCUGUCUCUCCCCACUCCUCAGGACCCUGUGAGUUCUGACCUGAGGGGUAACUGCUUUUCCUUCUGCUUUGUCGUUUGAGUCAUUUCUCGAAUGGCCAAGGCCUCGCUCAGGCCAUUGCGGUGACCUCUACAGGGGAUGCCUUGGUGGAGGUUUAAGAUCUCCGGGCAGUGACUGGACCAGGGGGUGGGCCCGUCUCUGGGAGGUGCUUUUCUGGUCACUUCCUUGGUUUUGUGUCAUCGGGCUGUCACAUGUCUCUCACCAGCCACUUGGCACGCCCACAUGGACACUUCUGUGUUUGGUCCCACUCCGGGCGCUGGGCACAGACAGGGGACCAGGACCUACUUCCUGCCGGGGUGGGAGGAGAGACAGGCAUGGAACCUGGGGACACUGCAGAGGGAUGCGAGAAGCCAAGAGAGGCCUUGGAGCCCAGGGCUCAGGGACAUGAAUUGUAGGGGGUUAAGUAAAGCCUUCCCAGAGGAGGGGGCCGUGUGAACCUGACAUUGAAGGAAGAGUCGGAUCCUGCCAAGGGAGAGACAAGGGGGCAGCGGAGGACCAUUAGGGAAAAGCCCAUUGCCCGAAUUCCCUCGGGUGCCACUGCCUCUCAUGUCACGUGGGCUUAGUGUCACCGGGAGGGCUGCAUGCCAGGCUCGGGAGUUUGGGCCUUAUCCUGACUGUUCUGUGUAGGGGCAGGGCACAUUGGAGGUUAUCGGGCAGUACAGUUGCUCUCACGGUGCUGUGUGUGUGUUGGGGCUGGGGAAAGCGGUUUGGAGAGGUGGUGAAGGGAUGAUGAAGGCUGAACUGGGGGCCCAAGGCUUGGAGGUGGAGGCACGUAUUGGAGUUGUAUGACACUCACGUACACCCUGGGGGCUUAGCAGGGGCUGGAGAUGAGCCAGGCCUGGAUGUGCGGGAACAGGGAUCUGUCAACACACAGCAGAACUGCCAGGGUCAGGCGAGACGGACAGAUAAAGGGAUCUGGGCCUUUUAGGGGAGAGGGUGUCAUGAUUUUCCAGUGCCUCCUGCAUGCCCUGGAGCAUGCUGGGUGUUGCUGGGGCUUCUAGGCUAUUGCGUUACCAGGACAAGGAGGGUGCGCCCAGGGCUGGGGGAGCAGCCGCGGUGCUGGCCUGGAGAGACGAAGGGGUGGGCAGGUGGUCAUCUUCCGUUCUGGAGGUCAGAAGCUCAGAGGGGCGAAAGAGUGUCUGUGACCACGGGGGCAGUGGCUGGGCUGGGGUCAGGCCACAUGCCUCUGUUGUGGGAUGAGAAUGGGUACGGGUAGGAGGAGCUGAUGCCGGGUGGGGCUGUAGAAUCAGCCAGGUCGGUAGUGUGUGACCCCACGCCUCCUGCCCUUGACAGCCUUGCUUCUCCCCUUGGUGCCAAAUGGUCAAGAACAGGCUCCUGGCCGCCCAGGCCUCAUCCCUUUUAUGUCUCGUCCCAACCCUGAGUGGCAGGCCCAGAACAGUUCCCAUUUCCCUGGCGAGAAGGCUGAGGAGCCACCCGAGGACUCGUGAUAGGGAGGCAGAGCGCCCGAGCCUGUGUCUCACGACUGAAACUCAGGCUGUUCCAAGGGAGGAGGCAGCUGCUGUGUGCUGCUGCAUUUGGCCUGGGCAGCUGUCUCUUGAGGCAAAGCCAGCCCGGACAGCCCAUCGCCUCCUCUUCCGGGGCCUGGCAAGGCAGCCUGCUUCUUCUUCCCCGCGGGUCAGAGUGCUUGUCCUUCUCCCUCUCUGCCCCUGGAGGGAUAGUGACCACAUCCUGCCUCCCCUCCCUGGUCUGCGAUGGGUCCGGUGAGCGCCAAGCCUCUGAAGCCCUUUUGCAUGCAAAGACUUAGGCCCAGGAAGGUGUAAUUCCUCGCCCACGGCCUCAACACUCGGGGCGCCGCCACACUGGGAACCGACCGAGGCGCUCGAGCCCCACGGCUGGCGGGCGGAAGGUGACCAGCUCCCUGAGCCCUGCAACGCGGCCAUCAUGGACAAGAUCCUGGAGGCGGUGGUGACGUCGUCGUACCCCGCGAGCGUGAAGCAGGGGCUCGUGCGGCGCGUGCUGGAGGCGGCGCGGCAGCCGCUGGAGCGGGAGCAGUGCCUCGCGCUGCUGGCUCUAGGCGCGCGCCUCUACGUGGGCGGCACGGAGGAGCUGCCGCGCCGCGUGGGCUGCCAGCUGCUGCACGUGGCCGGCCGCCACCACCCCGACGUCUUCGCCGAGUUCUUCAGCGCGCGCCGCGUGCUGCGCCUGCUGCAGGGCGGCGCCGGCCCGCCGGGGGCCCGCGCGCUUGCAUGCGUGCAGCUGGGCCUGCAGCUCCUGCCCGAGGGGCCCGCGGCCGACGAGGUGUUUGCGCUGCUGAGGCGCGAGGUGCUGCGCGCUGUGUGCGAGCGCCCCGGGCCCGCCGCCUGCGCGCAGGUGGCCCGGCUGCUGGCACGGCACCCGCGCUGCGUGCCCGACGGCCCGCACCGCCUGCUCUUCUGCCAGCAGCUGGUGCGUUGCCUCGGCCGCUUCCGCUGUCCCGCCGAGGGCGAGGAGGGCGCCGUGGAGUUCCUGGAGCAAGCCCAGCAGGUGAGCGGGCUCCUGGCGCAGCUGUGGCGCGCACAGCCCGCUGCCAUCCUGCCCUGCCUCAAAGAGCUGUUCGCUGUCAUCUCCUGCACAGAUGAGGAGCCACCAUCUAGCGCCCUAGCCAGUGUGGUCCAGCACCUGCCGUUGGAGCUCAUGGAUGGCGUUGUCCGGAACCUCAGCAAUGACGACAGCGUGACGGACGCCCAGAUGCUCAUGGCCAUCAGCAGGAUGAUCGACUGGGUGUCCUGGCCCCUGGGGAAGAACAUCGACAAGUGGAUCAUUGCCCUGCUGAAGGGCCUGGCUGCCGUUAAGAAGUUCAGCAUCUUGAUCGAGGUCUCGCUCGCCAAAAUCGAGAAGGUUUUCUCCAAGCUGCUGUACCCCAUCGUGCGGGGAGCCGCCUUGUCUGUCCUCAAGUACAUGCUCCUGACUUUCCAGCACUCCCACGAGGCCUUCCACUUGCUCCUGCCUCACAUCCCGCCCAUGGUCGCCUCCCUGCUCAAGGAGGACUCCAACUCGGGGACCAGCUGCCUGGAGCAGCUGGCGGAGCUGGUCCACUGCAUGGUGUUCCGCUUCCCGGGCUUUCCGGACCUGUAUGAGCCUGUCAUGGAGGCCAUCAAGGACCUCCAUGUUCCCAACGAGGACCGCAUCAAGCAGCUGCUGGGGCAGGAUGCCUGGACCUCCCAGAAGAGUGAGCUGGCUGGCUUUUACCCCCGGCUCAUGGCCAAGUCCGACACGGGCAAGAUUGGCUUAAUCAACCUGGGCAAUACCUGCUACGUGAACAGCAUCCUCCAGGCCUUGUUCAUGGCUUCUGACUUCAGGCACUGCGUGCUCCGUCUGACCGAGGACAACUCGCAGCCCUUGAUGACCAAGCUGCAGUGGCUCUUCGCCUUCCUGGAGCACAGUCAGCGGCCCGCCAUUUCCCCGGAGAACUUCCUCUCUGCCUCCUGGACACCCUGGUUCAGUCCCGGCACCCAGCAGGACUGCUCCGAGUACCUGAAGUACUUGUUGGAUCGGCUGCAUGAAGAGGAGAAAACGGGCACCAGGAUCUGCCAGAAGCUCAAGCAGUCCAGCGCGCCCUCUCCGCCGGAGGAGCCCCCCGGCCCCAGGUCGACCUCGGUGGAGACGAUGUUCGGAGGCAAGAUAGUGACGCGGAUCCGCUGCCUGCGCUGCCUCAACGUCUCCUCCCGCGAGGAGGCCUUCACCGACCUCUCCCUGGCCUUUCCGCCGCCCGAGCGCUGCCGCCGCCGCCGCCGCCUGGGCUCGGUGCUGCAGCCCGCGGAGGAGGUGAGGGCCCAGGCCGCCGGCAGGGCGGGCGCCCGGCGGCAGCGCAAGCUCUGCAUCGCCGGCGACGCCGCGCCUCCCGUGCUGCUCGUCGACGGCCUGGGCGCACAGAGCGGGCCGCAGCCGUGCGCCGAGAGGGAGGAGGACGCAGCGGCGGGGAGCGAGAGCGGGCAGAGGGACGAGGGAGGAGCGGCGGAGGAGGAGGGGGACGAAGGCCCGCGAGGGGAGCAGCAGCCCCCGCCGGCGCAGGGAGAGGAGGAGGAGGAGGAGGAGAAGGUGGAGAAGGAGAAGGAGGAGACGGAGACCGAGAAGGAGGAGGACACCUCGGGCCCCGGCACCCAAGGCGCUGCUGCCGCCCCGUCUGGCCCCGAGGGCUCCCGCUCCGUCCUGGACCUGGUCAACUACUUCCUGUCGCCCGAGCGGCUGACGGCGGAGAACCGCUACCGCUGCGAGUCGUGCGCCUCCCUGCAGGACGCCGAGAAGGUGGUGGAGCUGAGCCAGGGGCCGCGCUACCUCAUCCUCACGCUGCUGCGCUUCUCCUUCGACCUGCGCACCAUGCGGCGCCGCAAGAUCCUCGACGACGUCGCCAUCCCGCUGCUGCUCCGCCUGCCGCUGGCCGGCGGCCGGGGCCAGGCCUACGACCUGUGCAGCGUCGUGGUGCACUCGGGCGUGUCCUCCGAGAGCGGCCACUACUACUGCUAUGCCCGGGAGGGCGCUGCCCGGCCCGCGGCCGCCGACAGGCCCGAGCCCGAGAACCAGUGGUACCUGUUCAAUGACACCCGGGUGUCCUUCUCCUCCUUCGAGUCCGUCAGCAACGUCACCUCCUUCUUCCCCAAGGACACGGCCUACGUGCUCUUCUACCGGCAGCGGCCCGGGGACGGGCCGGCGGCCGAGCCCGGGUCGCCCAGGGUGCGUGCCGAGCCCACCCUGCACAAGGACCUGAUGGAAGCCAUUUCCAAAGACAACAUCCUGUACCUGCAGGAGCAGGAGAAGGAGGCCCGGAGCCGAGCAGCCUACAUCUCGGCCCUCCCCGCAUCUCCCCACUGGGGGAGGGGAUUUGAUGAAGACAAGGAUGAGGACGAAGGCUCUGCGGGAGGCUGCAACCCUGCAGGUGGCAAUGGCGGUGACUUCCAUAGACUGGUCUUCUAAUGGAAACCCUCCCGCAGUGCGUUUCUACCUGUGGGGCAGCAGAGCCCAUGGGGGAGGCCUCAGCCCCUUCCUGAGAGCCGGAUGGGGCCCUCAGGGCCCAGGCCGAGCUGCUCUGCCAAGUGGGGUCAGGCUCAGUCUCCAUGUAGGCCCUCCUAGGGCACAGGGCUGCAGAAGGGAGCUUCUGGAACGUUGGCCCUGUCACCUUGGUAGAGAUGCAGAUGUGAGGGCCAAGCCUGUUGGACCUCAGGCCCUGAUGCUGGCAUCGGCUACGUUAAGAUUUCACUCCCAAGUGUCCUGGCUGACUUGCAGCAGCCUCCCUGGGCAGGCGGCGGGCUUGGCCUUUCUCUGCAAGGAGCCUGCCCUGGGAUAGGGGACCUCGCUCGGCACGUGGGCCUGGGCAUCGCCUCCAGUGCCUGGCUCAGGUCGCCUUUCCCUUCAGCCCCUCUUGGCCAGUUCUGGCUCUAGCAUGAAAAGCACACCGGGAUCCACGCCUGUGCACGGGCUGGGGCUGUGGGCCGCCUCUGGCUGCCCUCCAGCUGUUCUGAGGUCUUAGGGGCGAGGCAGGUGCAUGCCUCCGCAGUUGGCCCUUUUGAGAGCAGUGCAGAUGGGGAGCGGCCUGACUCAGGACUGGCCCCAGGUCUCCCAUUGGGUCCUCCGUCCUUACGUACCCACACCAGGUGUUGUGCCACAGGGAUAGCCUUCGCCCCUCCCCCUCCCCCUCGCCUGCCUCAGUGCCUGAGAUGCCACCAUUAGCAUCGCCCCCUCCCCUGCUCUGGUUGAGGUAGAGGGUCUUUAUUUUCCUGCAAAGAUGUUUCUCACGAAGCCACGGUCUGUGUGGCGGCAGCUGGCUGGCUUGGCUGCUCUGAGCUUGGUGGCUGUGUGAGGGCUGUCUCCAUGGGCCCUGACACUGCUGUAGCCCCUCAAAAUGGAGAGGAGAAACCGUGUUCUCGAACAGGAAUAAAGCUAGGUUCUCUGAA
Molecule: messenger RNA, 6266 nt
Organism: Oryctolagus cuniculus (rabbit)
Lineage: Eukaryota; Metazoa; Chordata; Mammalia; Lagomorpha; Leporidae
Gene: USP35
Product: ubiquitin specific peptidase 35
Biological process (GO): protein deubiquitination
Cellular component (GO): nucleus; cytosol
Molecular function (GO): cysteine-type deubiquitinase activity
Source: RefSeq, a predicted model, not a curated record